AUGGAGCCGUCACUGCCAUUCUCAUCUGCAUGCCUCUCGCUCUGGCACCGGGGGACACGUUCAUUCACUCACCUGAAUGCCAAUCGCCAAGAAGAUGUUCCAACUUCUGCGAAAUACGUUAUAAUCGGCUCUGGUAUUUCAGGAGCCUUAACAGCUUGGAAGCUCAUCGAGGACGGUGCUAAGGGCGAAGACAUUCUGAUCCUCGAGGCUCGAGAAGCUGUUUCCGGCGCCAGUGGAAGAAAUGCUGGACAUAUUCGGCCAGAUGCAUUUCGAGGCUUCCUCCACUACUCCUCCUUGCAUGGGCCAGAACAAGCCAAGAAGAUCCUCGAAAACGAGCAGAUCGUGCUGAAAAGCAUCCGCAAGUUCGUCACAGACCAUAGAAUCAACUCGGACUUCACCGAUACAACAACAUUCGAGACCUGCCUCACCCAGGAAGCUGCAGACUACACUGCCAAAGCAUUAUUAGCGUACAAGGCUGCUGGCGGCGAUGUCUCAGAAGUCCAAGUGCACGAAGGCGACGAAGCAAAAACCAAAACCCGUGUCCCCAACGCUAUCAGCGCAUACGAAUGGCCAGCAGCAUCCAACAACCCAGUCAAGCUAGUCCAAUGGAUCUUGACUGAUUUCAUCGCGAAGGGCGGCAGGCUUUGGACACAUUGUCCAGCCACAAAGGUCACGAAACAUGCAACUAGAGACGCGACCACUGCGGGUGCAAGUGCAAGCGCAAAAUGGGAUAUCCAUACACCGCGCGGCACAGUCGCAGCCGAGACAGUCGUCCACUGCACGAAUGCAUACGCCUCAUUCCUCCUACCCAAUCUAGCAAACUUCAUCACACCACGUCGCUCGCAAGUUAACUCGUUCGUCCCGUGCCCGUCACUGUCCGGUGCAGAGACGCUGAAAAAUACAAUGGCACUUCGAUAUAGCGCUAAUCAUUUCUUCUCUGUGAAUCCGCUGCGUGAUGGGACGAUUAACUUUGGUGGUACAGGGACGAGAGAUGGAUCGGAUCCCGAGACGGAGAAUUGGAAGGCGCUGCCUACAUUCGAUGAUAGGUGUUUUAACAGCUCGCUGGUCAAGAAUAGUCAGCUUGAAUUUGAGAAUCUGGCUUCUGGGCCUGGGAAUGAUCCGUUGAGGCUUGGGGAGGGCUUUGAUUACGCUUGGACGGGGAUCCAGGGGAUCACGCCUGAUAAUGCGCCUUUGGUUGGGCCUGUUGGGGGGCUGGAGGGGCAGUGGAUUUGUGCUGGGUUUAAUGGACAUGGGAUGGCGACUAUUUUCACUUGUGCUCCCGGUUUGGUGAUGUUGAUGUCGGGGAAGGGGUGGGAGGCGACGGGAUUGCCGGAAUGUUUCCAAGCUGGGAGGGUUAAUAGGAAGCAGAGG
This is a messenger RNA of Penicillium canescens, 1371 nucleotides long. Its product is annotated as NAD(P)/FAD-dependent oxidoreductase. The transcript is spliced from 3 exons. Lineage: Eukaryota; Fungi; Ascomycota; Eurotiomycetes; Eurotiales; Aspergillaceae. Gene Ontology annotation, molecular function: oxidoreductase activity. The annotation marks the transcript as partial. The record is from RefSeq and is a predicted model, not a curated record. Gene Ontology annotation, cellular component: cytoplasm.